This is a messenger RNA of Diaporthe amygdali, 1116 nucleotides long. Its product is annotated as checkpoint protein hus1. The record is from RefSeq and is a predicted model, not a curated record. Gene Ontology annotation, biological process: telomere maintenance; meiotic DNA integrity checkpoint signaling; mitotic intra-S DNA damage checkpoint signaling. Lineage: Eukaryota; Fungi; Ascomycota; Sordariomycetes; Diaporthales; Diaporthaceae. The coding region runs from base 1 to 1116 and encodes 371 amino acids. The transcript has 2 exons. Gene Ontology annotation, cellular component: nucleolus; checkpoint clamp complex; site of double-strand break.
AUGAGGUUCAAGACGGAGCUCAAGAACAUUCGCACGUUCAACAAACUGAUAGCCGCCCUGAACUCCCUCGAGAAGAUCGCCUGGGUCCGCCUCGACGAUGAUACGGCACGGUUCACCGUCAUUCCUGAGACGGGUUCCCAGGUCUGGGCCUCCCUCUCCAUGGACUUCAUCUUCAACGAAUACCACAUCCAGUCCGCUGAACCCUCCAACACCAUCAACCUCGAGUUGCCCCUCGGCCCUCUGCAGCGCGCCCUCAAGUCCGCCAUCAAUAGCGACCAUGCGACACUGCGCCUCACGAAGAAAGACGGCAUCCCCGUGCUCUCCAUGACCAUCCACACCACGCCCGAGCAGCGCUCAAAUAAUCCCCAGCCCGCAGCUCCCUUCCACAACCGACGCGCCGGCGCAGACGGUGUCCACAGAGGUGGUACUGCCAGCCGUGGUGGUGACGAGUACGACGACGACGAUCCCUUUGGCGAAGCUGACCUGGAAGCCCUCGAGCUGACAAUGAAGCGCGAGCGCGAGAAGGUCAUCACGCACGACAUCCCGGUCAGGGUGCUGCACCCAGACACGGUCGAGACCAUCAUGCAGCCCAAGGUCCGCGAGCCCGACGUUCACAUCCAGCUGCCCCCUCUCAUGCAGCUCAAGGCCAUCUCGGACCGCUUCACCAAGCUAGCCCUCACCACGUCCAGCGGCUCCGGCGGCGGCUCCGGUUCCAGGGCCGGGGCGUCCGCCGCCGGCGCCAACGGCCCGAAGCUGGAGCUGUCCGCCAACAUGCACGGCAGCCUGCGCCUGCGCAUAGCCACCGACGCCCUGGACAUCGAGAGCGUGUGGCGCGACCUCGACAACCCGGAGCUGGACCCCACGCAGCUGGCCGUGCCCCUCGAGGAGCACCCCAGCACGCGGUUCCGCGAGGCCGGGCCCGACAAGUGGGCGACGGUGCGCGUCGACGGCAAGGACUGGAGCAGGGUGCUGAGCGUGGGCCGGCUCGAGGGCCGCGUCAUCGCGUGCUUCGCCGACGACCACGCCUUGAUCUUGUACGCGUACGUGCCGCAGUUCGACGAUGCUACGGCCGAGGAUGCGGUGGUCACGUAUUAUGUUUCAUCUUACAGUGCUUGA